GAUGCAUCGUUGCUUGUUUCCCAUCACCAACUACAUUUAGCAAUAAACAAAUUUUAAGGCCAUUUUGCAGGAAAACAAAUGCAAAUGCAGGGAUUCUAGCUGCACAGAGACGCGUCGGAACAGCAAGCAAACACGCAGGACGUGUGGCCGCGGGACAAGAUGCUGGGCAAGUGCUGCAUGGGGACGCUCUGGCCUUUGGCCAUGAUGGUGGCCUUUUGCGCUGCCUACAAAAACGUUCGCCUCCAGGACAACAUGUGCUCGGACAAGCUGUUCUACACGCUGGCCAAGCCCUUCCGCGGCGAUCCCACCGUGCGGCUGGAGUUCGAGGACACCUCGGGGGCAAUUGUGACCCAAAUGUGGAACCUGACACUGCCCCACGGCCAUGUGGCCAACAAGAUCAAGUACGACUGCCAGUUCCGGGUGGUGACCAGCGAGCGGCCGCCGCGCGGCAUCUACACCAUCAUCACGCGGCUCAAGUUCCGGCGCGAUCCGGUGUCCAAGGAGUGCAUCGACUACAUCCAGUUCAGCAGCGGCAACCGCUCGCCCAGCGAACGCAUCUGCACGGAUAUCUCCAUUGAUGGGCCCGCUGGACGGCUGAUCUUCGACCAGCGCGACCGCGAGGUCAACGUGCACAUCUUCAUCGAUCGAACGCGCCACAUUCUCGGCGAUCCGCUGGAGCUGCGCAUGGUGCUGACCGCCCACUCCGAGUGUCAGUUUAAUGGGGACUUUCUCUGCGAUCCCGGCGACCAGUACUCGUGCAUCUCGCGGCACUUUGUGCGCGACAACAUCACCAACUGCCUGUAUCCGUGCCGCGACGAGGGCACCUGCUUCCACGACGCCAUCGCGCCCGAGGAGAUCGACACGGCCAACGUGGCCAUUUCGGCGCUCACCUCGCUCAUCUUCACCAUGCUGGGCGUGGGCUUCUGCGUGUGGAUCUGCUGGAAGUACUGGAACUGCAUAACAGUGCAGCAGCGGGCGCACGAGGCCUCCGCCGCCCGCUUCAAUCAGCGGCGAGUCAGGUCCGAUGUGCCCACCAUUGAGCUGCCACCAGCGGUCCAGUACGAUGAUAGCGUGCUGCACGAGCACGAUGCACAGCAGCAACAGCAGCCGGCCACGCCAAAGGAUCUGCCGCCCAGCUACGAGUCCCUCUUCCCGGAAAGAUAAAGAUCCGCUCCGCUUUGUGCCAGAUCAGCAAGUUGUAACUUGGUACCGCACACACUUGUUGUAUUAGUCCUAUUAGGUAAUUGUAUCUCUAUCUGAACAGAUCAGCAUUCCAUGUAAAUAUGUUAGGACUGAUUUUAUGUUUUGUGAUUAGCGUUAGCGAUCAAAUGUUCACUCGGAACCAAAUCCAAAUCACAGAAUACUCACAACCUAGAAUUUCCACAGUUUUACUGAUGUAUAUAUUUAAGUUUUAUGUUCUUCAACUAUCCGUAUUAUUUGAGUAUUUUGUAACUGUUGAGGCCGCCUUUUGGCGAUGCAAGUUGUUUACUCACUGAUGAAAUCUCACUGGUAUUAUCGUACUCCAUGAAAUUAUAUCAAUUAUUUACCUAGGCAGCAAUUAUUUAUAAGCAAAAAGCAAAUGCGAAAGCCACACAGUACUAGUCUCUGUAUUAGCUAGCGUAAAUAUUCCAAGGGCCGGCCAGGACCUUCUUGGCGGAGCACUCCACAUAGUUGUACCUGUUUCUGUACUGCAUAGUUAUAUGUUAUGUAUUUGUACGCAUAGAAUACCACGCGCUUGUAGAUGUCUUUGUUGUGUGCUGGCUGAAAGUGUCAAUUGUUCAACCCAGAGUAUAAUAUGUAGGCACACACGCUCACGAGAUUAUGUACGCGAACAACAGUAUUUACUCCAAACAUGUAACUGCAAUGUAAGUGAGAGGUCAGUAGGUCUUAAGCCAAUUAACUCAUAUGUAUACACACGCAACUCACUCAAAUACGUAUAUUAACUGAUAAAUAAACCAACUAAAUCUCA
Messenger RNA from Drosophila takahashii, 1969 nucleotides. RefSeq lists its product as uncharacterized. The record is from RefSeq and is a predicted model, not a curated record. NCBI's taxonomy places the organism in Eukaryota, Metazoa, Arthropoda, Insecta, Diptera, Drosophilidae.